AUGAAGACCCCAACCCUCUCGCUAGAUCUUCCCGCACCACCUUCGGCGCCAAUGUCGAGCCCAGUUCCCAUGAUGUCUUCUCCCGCACCCCUACUCAGACCUGCUCUCGGCGGCUCGAGACCGGGCGGCGCACGAACACCGAGACUGGGGUUGGCCAUUCCUCCGUCACCUAAUGCCAAAGCAGUAGGUGGGCCCGCCGGAGGCCUUUCGACGCGGCCGCAGCUGCCGACGCUUCACCUCGCUACACCUAUGGGCAGCACCGUGACACCCUACGAGCAACCUCCCAGGCAAGUGGGUGCCCAGCCAGGCCAAUCGGCGAGCGGAGGCAGUGAAAGCAGCGCAGCGCAUUCAAGGUCGGGCAGCUUUGGCCCCCUCGACGGCCGAGCUAGCAAUCCGACAUCUGCAGGUUCCCAGUUCUCGGCUCUCUCCUUCGCAUCACAAUAUGGCAUUGGCUCAAGGCCACAAGGCACGCCCGAUCCCAUAUCCGCAGUGGGCUCCAUCUACUCGGAAAGGAGUGAGGGGGGUGUCGGCAUGGAACGCGACAGCAGCAUGCAAGGUCUUGAGAGCAGUUUCGACAAGCUCGCCCUCGAGAAGGCAAGGACUGCCGAUGUGGACGAUCUCGACGACGAAGGAUGGCGUAUCGCCAGUAUAGAGAAGAGAAUCGUUGAGCUUGGUGGUCUUGGAGAGGGAGCAGGCGGCGCUGUUACCAGGUGCAAGCUGACGGGAGGAAAGACUGUGUUUGCUCUCAAGAUCAUCACGACAAAUCCGGAUCCAGAUGUCAAGAAGCAAAUCGUCCGAGAGAUCAACUUCAACAAGGAGUGCGCCUCGGACCACAUUUGUCGUUAUUACGGCGCGUUCGUCGACUCGGCUACGGCUACCAUUUCCAUUGCCAUGGAAUUCUGCGAAGGUGGCUCGCUCGACAGCAUAUACAAGGAAGUCAAGCGACUCGGUGGCCGGACGGGCGAGAAGGUGCUGGGCAAGAUCGCAGAGGGUGUGCUUGGCGGUCUUACCUAUCUCCACGGCAAGAAGAUCAUCCAUCGCGACAUCAAGCCUAGCAAUAUCUUGCUGUGUCGCAACGGCGACGUCAAGCUGUGUGAUUUUGGAGUGUCGGGAGACUUCGGAACUAAGGGCGAGGCAAACACGUUCAUCGGCACGAGUUAUUACAUGGCACCUGAGCGCAUUACUGGCCAGAGCUACACCAUCACGUCGGAUGUUUGGUCUACGGGAGUCACUUUGCUCGAAGUUGCACAACACCGUUUUCCCUUCCCAGCCGAUGGCACCGAAAUGCAACCCAAGGCCGGCCUGAUCGACUUGCUCACGUAUAUCGUCCGCCAGCCAAUACCCAAGCUCAAGGAUGAGCCUGACGCAAACAUAUUCUGGAGCGACAGCUUUAAAUAUUUCAUCGAGUGCUGUCUCGAAAAAGAACCAAACCGGCGGGCUAGCCCAUGGCGAAUGCUCGACCAUCCUUGGAUGCUGGAGAUGAAAACCAAGCGCGUCAAUAUGGAGAAGUACCUCUCCCAGGUUUGGGGAUGGAACGACGCAAAGGCUUGA
This is a messenger RNA of Pseudomassariella vexata, 1551 nucleotides long. RefSeq names its product BcMKK1, mitogen-activated protein kinase. Gene Ontology annotation, biological process: protein phosphorylation. NCBI's taxonomy places the organism in Eukaryota, Fungi, Ascomycota, Sordariomycetes, Amphisphaeriales, Pseudomassariaceae. Gene Ontology annotation, molecular function: ATP binding; protein kinase activity. The transcript is spliced from 3 exons. The record is from RefSeq and is a predicted model, not a curated record. The coding region runs from base 1 to 1551 and encodes 516 amino acids.